Molecule: messenger RNA, 3037 nt
Organism: Caenorhabditis angaria
Lineage: Eukaryota; Metazoa; Nematoda; Chromadorea; Rhabditida; Rhabditidae
Source: the annotation of a GenBank genome assembly
AUGAGGAUAUUGGAUCAAGUUUUGAUUUUGAUUGCGGUGCCGGUGAUUUUUGCACAGCAACAACAAACUGGCCCACAUAUUGUCAACUCACCCACUGCUCUUUUCCAGGUUAGAAAUGAAAAGGGUCAGGAAUUUUUGGAUUCCGAUUGUUUGAUUGGAAAUAUGGAAAAUUGUCUGAUCUUUGUUCUAUUCUAUGAAAUAGGUUUGCAUUUUGAAGUCAAAAAAUACAGUAAUCUAUGAAGUUGAGUACACUUUUUCGAAAUACCACCUAAAUCAUUUCAAUUAAAAAAUUAGUUAUGCCUUAAAGUUCAAAACUUUUGAAACGGUUUUGUUCGUUGCAGAACAUCGAAAAUCGAAAAUUCUUCUGACUCAAUUUUUUUCGGAUUUUUGAAACGACCUUUAAGCUUUAGUUGUAAAAAUUUGCAUUUUUUUAAUGAAAAAAAAUAAUCUGGAAACAAAACGUACAAGUUUUCAGUGUCACAAAACUUUUAAGUUGGGAAAAGAAACUUUCCGGAAGCCCAAAACCCGUUCAAUUUUCAAAGAUCAAUAAAACAAGGAACAAAAAUCGCCAACAAGAUUCCUCCAAAGCAUCCGUACAAAAAUUAGAGCCAAUUAAAACAACUUUCCUAUAUAUUUCUUGUUAUCCAUUCAUCCAAAAGUGUGUCCGAAAAAACUUCCGCUAUUUCUUGAUUGUGAACAAACAGAAAAAAAAACCAAAAACUUUUCUCAUGCAUGCGCAAAAUGUUGUUCUUGUUUACAGGCUCGAGCUACCGGAUCAGCUCAACUCGAUCCCUGUCAAUAUAUGCUCACUUUGUUAAAUGGUCAGUAAAAUUUCGGAUACAUUUCCCAUGUGUAUCUAUUUUUUGUAGAAACUAGCCAUGAUUUGAUGCAACAUGAGACAAACACAUUGGAGCAAUGUUUAUAUUACUUUUUGGCGGGAGAAAGUGCAAAAAAAUUGGCAAAGUGAGAAACAACAUGUUUUUUUUUGAUAAGAUAACAAUUUGGUUUACAAAGUUUGGAUAUAUAUAUUUCAGAUUAAACAUCCCUCAUCCUAUCGCAACAAUUCCACCAAAUUAUUUGUCCCAACAACCAGUGACAGUCAAUUUUGCACAAUUCACACUUCAACAUUUUGAGCUGGUAGAUCAAGAAAAUAUGUACAUUACAAAUAUUCAAUAACCUGUUUUUUUAGAACGAACACUUGAAAGAUAUCUCAAUUCACGGAUACCUCGAAUUAAAUUGGCAUGAUGAUCGUCUUCUUUGGGAUGAGAACACGUGGAAAAAGAACAAAUUGACAAUUCAUAGUUUCCAUCAUGUUUGGGUUCCUGUUCUUGGAUCACAAAAGUAUGUUUGACCUCAACUUUUCAUACGGAAAAGAAAAAAACACCCGAAAUUUAUGACGCUAACCGAAAUGAAAUGAAUUCAUAAAUAUUCGGGUCAAACUUAUGUUUUUUUUUGCGUUUCGGUUAGUUUUUCAAAAAAAAAGUAUAUGACAAUGAGAGAUUUUGAAUCAAGGAUGGGAAAUCAAUCAGGAAAGAUUCGAAAAAAAAAAAGUUAUUGGGGUUUGAAAAUUAUUUUUUUUAGUAUUGAUUCAUUUUCAAUCCGCUUCAGCAACUCAUGUGUAUUUUUUCAGCCCUGAGAAUCAUUUGAAAAAUGGAGAUGCUUUUGAAGUUAGAAAAGUUGAAACAACAAAUCAAGGAAACGUCACCGCAAAAGUUGCAUUCUCCUUGAGAACUUUCUGCGAUGACACAGAUUUCGAAAACUAUCCAAACGAUGUUUACAAAUGCUGUUUUGCUUUUGAACCACAACAAGAUCGUGAAGUUAUUCAAUUUACCUCAUCUGGUUUGCCAAUAUUCACAGAUCCUAAAAACUUCCGUGAUUAUGGCUGGGGUGUUUCCGGAACUGUUCCAGAAAGUUUUGAUGACCCAUCUGAAGUUGCACAGGUAUAUUUUGUUGUUUCCCAAAAACAACAACAACAACAAAAAAACAAUAUAUUAUUUAUUAUUUUCACACCCCUCUUCUUAUCCUUUCCCUUUUUAGCAUAUUCAUCCACAUCACUUGUGGUGUACUGGUUAGCACAUCUGCUUACCAGAAAAAGGGGAUGGGUUCAAUCCCCACUAAAUGUGUAUGACGAAAGAUAUCCUUGCUCUGCGAGUGUUCUUGUGGCACAUUGGAUUCUUUCAAGAGCUAUGGUAUACGGGUUACUGUAGCGACUUGUUAGAAGACAAUGGGCGGAAUCAGGAAUACGGUGAACAGCGAUGGCCUCUGAAGCAUUAUCGCAACCCAAAAACCCCGUCUCCUCUAUCCCUAUAAUCAAUUAUUUUUCAGCUCGGUUUCUGUCUCAACCUCAAACGUGCUCACUCAUCCCUCAAAAUUGAGCUCACAAUUCCACUCUUCAUCUCAACAGUAAUCUUCUUAUUGCCACCACUUUUCGGAAGUGUCAAGAUUCAAAUUUUCUUGAAAAUGUUUGUUAUGCUUUUGCAAUUUUUGACACUUUUGAUGUUCUCAACAAGAAUCGCACCAUUCCUCUCGAGCACAUCAAGCACACCAAGACCAAGUGAGUUUUUAUUUUAAAAAAUUUUGUGCGAACGAUGAUUUUUCCAGUGAGAUUCUUGGAAAUUGCAUUGGUUAUCAAUUUGACUUCUAUCACAGUGUCAAUUUUCAUUUUCACCUGUAUGAAAGUUAAGAGAACUCUUCCACCAUGGGGAAAAGCUACACAGUUAGUUUAUAGAAAAUUUUCAGAAAAAAUAUUCUUGAAUGACAUCAAAAGUAAAAAAAAAAACAUCAGAACUGUUUCAAGUGCUCAAACUAUUUUUCAAUUUAAAGUUAUUUCAGAGCUGCAAACAUUGUCAACAGUUUGAUGGGAAUUUUGAACAUUUCAUCAGUUGAAGAAGAAUACAAUUUGGAUAAAUUAGAAGAGCAAGAAAGCACAAGCACAUAUCACAAAGAUUGGGUAAAUGUGUUCCGCGCAGCUCAUGCCGUCAUAAUGGCCAUUCUUAGUUUGCUUAUGAUUUUCACAUAUAUUGUAUUAUGUUUCUAA